Messenger RNA from Nematostella vectensis (starlet sea anemone), 2919 nucleotides. Its product is annotated as CWF19-like protein 2. Gene Ontology annotation, biological process: mRNA splicing, via spliceosome. Gene Ontology annotation, cellular component: post-mRNA release spliceosomal complex. Lineage: Eukaryota; Metazoa; Cnidaria; Anthozoa; Actiniaria; Edwardsiidae. The transcript has 22 exons. Bases 47 to 2773 code for a protein of 908 amino acids. The record is from RefSeq and is a predicted model, not a curated record.
CGUUGUUAUCUUGUUCUGCGGUCUCAUCCAUUUAGCAAAAUCCAAGAUGGCGGCUCCUGUGAAUUUCGUGUCGCAAACGCAAUUGAACGCUAAAAAAGCACUAAAGAGAAAAGCCAGGGAGGAUAUACUGCAAAAGGCUAAGGAAGAAUACGAAAAAGAAGAAAGACGAAAAGAGAAGAGAAAGGAGACAGGUGAAGAUACAUGGAUGCUCCCAUCAGUCAGUGAUCGCGUCACAGAAAACAAUAUCAAGAAAAAAUCCUCAAAGAAAAAGAAGCAUAAGAAAGAAAAGAAAUCAAGGAAACUAAAAAAGGUACUGUCAUUGCCUCUUAAACAAUACAACAACCAUUUAAAAAAAGCCAACACUCUUUCUUCAUUGGCAGAUAAAAAGGCAUCAACAGAAGGUGGAAGUUCAUCACAGGAUGAGUGGGUUGUCAAGGAGACUCCAGCAGUGGAGAGUGACAAUCCACAAACACAAAUAACACAACAGCGUGAUAGCUGGAUGUUACUGCCAACCUUCUCAAGUAGCUCUAAGAGAGCACAGCAAGAAGAGAGGGAAAUAGAAGAAGAAGAACAAAGAGAAAAGGAAAAGAAGCUCUCCUGUCUGGAUACACCUGGCCAGCAUGAGAAGGAGCUUAACCCAUAUUGGAAAGAUGGAGGUGCUGGACUACCAACAGCAAAUGAUGAAAAUUCUAACCAGGACUCUGGUUCAGUUUCAUAUGAUCUUGGAUUUUUGAGAAAAGCCUAUAAAAGGUCUGUAGAACAAUCUAAAGAGGAAGGGCGAAGUCUUGAGGAGGUGGUUGCUGACCGAUGGGGGUCAAUUGAGAGGUUACAGAGUUUGAUAAAGGCAGCAGAAAUGAGCAGCAAGCCAGAUGGAAGGUCAGAUCAGUUUGACAGUCGAAGUAGCAAACGUCCUGAGAAGGGAAGUGAAAGAGGUGACAGGCGUGAUAGAAAUGAGCUCGAACGGGCACGAGACGCGGACAGGGACUGGCAGAGAGGUGAUGGCCGCCCUCACAGGGAGCAUAGACAAGAGGGAAGAGAACAAGAAUCAAAGAGGGACAGUCAGAAUGGUGACGAUGGCCGCCCUCACAGAGAAGAAAGACAAGUGGGAAGAGACCACCGUCACGAGUCUGAUAGAAGAAGAGAUCUUACCUCAAGCAGACUGUCUGGGGAUAGAUCAAGGAGAAAUAUGUUCAUGAGACCAGAUGAUUCCAGGCCUUCUUCAAGCUCCAGCAGGUUUAUGCGACCUUCCAGUUUAACGGCCGAGCCAUCCUCAUCGUCUUGGAGCUCAUUCUCUGAACACCCCACCCCCUCCGCUGUUAUAAGGAACUAUCCCCAAACCUCAAGAUCUUCGGGCGGCUGGAGGAAGCAAACGAAAAACAAAGAGAAGGAGAUGGUAGAAGAAGUAAAAGAAAGGAAAAGAAUGAGCUCUAGCUCGGAGUCGAGCUCAGAGAGUGAGGGUUCUAUAAGUGAUGGUGAACCCACGGAGAAGAAACAAGGCACUAAACCUCCUACACCCGAGGCCGUCGUACCAAAAAGAAGGGUUACAGAGGCUGAUCUCAAUAGUAUGGGUGCUAAGAUUGUGAAGGCGGAGUUAAUGGGGAAUGAGGAACAAGCUGCGAAACUUAGGCAGGAACUUAAGCAAAUGCGCCAGGACAAACAGGCCCAAGAUGCCAACCCUGCGACGAGAGCAGGGCCGAGGGAGGAGGAAGUUGUGGUACUCACACGGACAGACAAGAGUGGUAACACACGACCCGUGCAGAUGAACGAAGCAGCUGAGCCUAAGGGUGGAUGGCGCAAGAAGAAAAAGGUUGCCACACACGGCGCAUCAGGUGACCGGGAGCGGUACUUUGCUGACGAUGAUAGAUUCAGUUUACAAGACAUGGUUCGCAUGGAGCGCAUGAAUACUGCUGAGGACUACGACGCCAUGUUCAGCCGCCUUGCCUCCAAGGGUGCAUCCAAGACUGACUCUGAUAACUUCACGCUGGACGACCACUUUGUGACGGCUGCUGCGACUAAACUGACUCCGGCACAGGCAGAGGAGCGAGAAAGGCACAAGGCCAUUGCAGAACACAAGCGCUUGUCAGAGCAGUUGUCCAAGUGCAGGUUUUGCUUUGAGAACCCUGACCUUAAAAAGCACCUCAUCAUUGCAAUUGGGAUCCAGACGUACUUGGCACUGCCUCUUCACCAGUCUCUCACGGACGGCCACUGCCUGAUCGUGCCGAUGCAGCACUCGCUAGCGACCACGCUUAUCGAUGAAGAUGUCCAUGAUGAGAUUAAGAUAUUUAAGAAAGGGCUGACAAAGAUGUUCGAGGAAAUGGAUCGUGAUGUGGUGUUCCUGGAAACUUGCCGCAGCCUCAAAAGACAGAAUCACAUGAUCGUCGAGUGUGUACCCAUCCCCAAAGAAGACGGCGACAUGGCUCCUAUUUACUUUAAGAAAGCGAUCAUGGAAGCCGAUGUAGAGUGGGCCCAGAAUAAGCGCCUGAUUGACACACGGGACAAAGGCCUGCGCAGCUCCAUCCCUAGGGGACUCCCCUUCUUUCAUGUAGAGUUUGGUCUGGACGGCGGGUUUGCGCACAUCAUCGAGGACGAGGAGCUUUUCCCGCAAUACUUCGGCAAGGAGAUCAUCGGCGGGAUGCUUGACCUAGAUCCUUACAGAUGGAGGAAGCCACGAACCGAAAGCUUCCAAGAGCACAAAACUAAAGUCCUACAGUUCGCGGAAUGGUGGAAACCUUACGACUGGACGCAGCGGAUUGACCGGAGCAAGAAGUCUUGAAGUAUUUUACAGGAUUUUAUUAGGAUAGUUGGUACCGUGGAAGCAUAACUGCUCCAUUGUUUUCUAAAGAAAGUUGUGAACCUGGACCCUAUAGGUAUAUACUCAUUAUUUUACUGUCCCAAUAAAAUAAAGAUCAAAGAAACAGA